This is a messenger RNA of Paramecium sonneborni, 699 nucleotides long. The record is from the annotation of a GenBank genome assembly. Lineage: Eukaryota; Ciliophora; Oligohymenophorea; Peniculida; Parameciidae.
AAUCACUUUGAUGCAAUAAUAAUACCACUAUUUAUUCAAAUUUAUUCUAGUUGGAGAUAUAAAUGUAGGAAAGUCUUGAAUUUAAUUGAGAUUCACAUUGAAAUCAUUUCGAGAUGAACAUGAUUCAACAAUAGGAGUUGAUUUUUGGAGCGAAAGUUAUUGUAAAGAAUGAGAAAACAAUAAAAAUAUUUGUUUGGGAUGCAGAAGGAUAAGAAUGGUUCAUAUCAAUUACCAUAGCUUAUAUACGAAAGUUUAAAAAAAAAUAAUAUAGAUUAGAUCAAAUGGAGUAUUUUUUGUUUUCGAUAUCACAAAGGAGGAAUCAUUACAAAAUGUAUUAAAAUAAUAUAAUGAAGUAAAUGAUAAAUUUGCUUCAAAUUGCUAAAUAGUUUUGGUAGGCAAUAAAGUUGAUUUAGAAUCUGAGUACACAUUACAUAUUAUUUGUUAUAGUGGUAAAAUAUCUACUCUAGAGGUGAAAGCAUUUGCUGAUCAAUAAAAAAUGCAAUACAUUGAAGUAUCUGAAAAAACGGAUUAUAAUUUAAAUUAAUUAUUUGAGAGUACUGCUACGGAAAUAUUAGAUAAAGUAGACAAGAAACAAAUUGAUUUAGAAGUAUGAAUUAAAUUGUAAUAAUUAAAUAGAAGGAUGUUAUUAAGAUAGGUAAUUAUUAAGAGUAAAAUAACAUAAGCACAGAGAAUAAUUGA